This is a messenger RNA of Symbiodinium sp. CCMP2592, 1212 nucleotides long. The record is from the annotation of a GenBank genome assembly. NCBI's taxonomy places the organism in Eukaryota, Dinophyceae, Suessiales, Symbiodiniaceae.
AUGAAAUUGUUGCCGUGCAACGCUGCUGUAUCAUCUUGGGAAGAUGAUGCUUGGUAUGACCGGCCAGGCUAUCCGCCGUUGGAUGGUUGCUGGAUACAUCCACCAUGCGGAGACUCCCGGCUGCCCGAGGUAUACUUCUGCGAAGAUUGCGAGAAAACCAGGAAUGAGCCGCCUCCUGUAAUGUACGUGGGUUCUGGCGCGGACACCCACGUGCAACUGGAUGCGAGUUUUCCUGAGCGAUUGUGUCGGAUCGUCAGAACGAGGCAGAGGUGGAGCUUGGAAGCCUUGACCCCCAGAUGGCAAGUGCGAGUGCAGUCCAGUGGGACAAAUGCGACGUGUGACACUCUUGACGUUGGCCGACCGAGAGGCUUGCAGCAUGGAGACGUCAUCAGUUUGUCCACGCCACCGACUGCCCAAGCUUCGUAUUCUUUUCAGCUGGAGGUCUCGGAGUUACCAGAAGCGAGCUUCCCCAAUCGCUAUCCGGCUCGAUUUCCCUGCAGGUCCUCGUUGCCAGAAGCACCCGAAGCGCCCGAGGAGCUGCGCCGCUUAGCCUGGCAAACGGAUCAGAUGCGGCGGCGCUCGGAGCAGGACCAGGUGCGCGUGGCGGAUUGGUCCAACUUCUCCCAGUAUGUUAAGAAGCACUACCUGGAUCAUGGAAUCCACUGCACAUCCUGGAAAAUUUCGGGCCGGGGGAAGCCCUGUGAUCCCAAGCCUGCGAGCUUUCAGCCUCGGCCUUUGCCCAAAUGGAUUUGCGAGCUGUUGGCCGAGGCUCCGGCCGAGGGAAGCCGCGAGCAGCCUCACGCGAGCUGCCUGGCGGCUUCGGGGAGCCCCAUAAAACUGCAGCAACCGCUGCAGCAACCGCUGCAGGAAGCGGCUGUGGACGUGUGCAGGGACGGGACGAUUGGAGGCUACCGCGCCACUGAUGCUGCUGAUCUUGGUGCAGCACCGAGCCAGCCAGAAGAGGUCGUUCUGGAGGAGACCAACCCACUCCUGCUGCAGCCGAUUCAGGAUUGGUUAGAGUCAGUCGACGACGCUGGGUUUCUGCUUCAGUAUUACGAUCAGAUUGUCGCAAAUUUCGAUUCAUUAAAGCAAAUCCAUGAUGUCUAUUUUCAUGAUGGCUGUUUGGAUGGGAAGUUCUUUCUGGCAGCUGGUGUAACCAAGCUUGGGCACAAGAGGAUACUGCAGAAGUGGUUCCGGGACCACUUCCCAUGA